AUGGCGGAAAGAUUCGAUGCGGGCAGCAGAUUCGCGAUCGAGGAGGUGGAGGGCGGGCGGCAGAGGCGCGUCGUGCUGACACCUGGCGGGCAGGGAUUGGACGCGCACGGUGACGUGUUUUUAGUGGACCACGCGUGGUCGUUCCGAUUGGGCCAGGCGCGCGAGCAGGCACGGCCUGGGGGGGGGGGGUGGGGUGUGGGGGGGAAUGUGGGCGGGGAGCGUGUGCGCGCGAACAUGCUCGUCUCGGGGAAAGGGUGUUCUGGGGGAGGAGGGGAAGGAGGCGGAAGGAGGGAGGGGGAGGGAGGGACAGGGAGGGGGAGAAAAGGGGGUAUGCAUGCGAACCGGCGCGUGUUGCUGGAGGGGGAGGGAGAGGAAGGGGAUGAUUACGCGAGCAGGCGCGUGGAACCGGGAGGGAAGAGGGCAGGAGAGCCUCCCCAAGCUGGCAGCGCGGAUUGCCCCUCUCAUGUGCGGGGAGUUUUUGAGGGGGGCAAUCCCCAUGAGACUGCCUCACAUGAGAAUUCUCAAAACCUGGAGAGCCUCCCCAAGCUGGCGGCGCGGAUGGCGGCUCUCAUGUGCGUUGGGGGGGAGGACGAGGGGGAGGGGGAGGAAGGGGAGGGGGAUGGGGAGGGGGAAGGAAGUGGAGAGGGGAAAACUGGAGACGCAGAGAAGACUGAGGACGAAAGGAAGGGCGGAAAGUCCGUUGAUGAAAUUAUCUCGCGGGCAGUUCGGGCAGCUGUGGAUGCUCAAAUCCAGGAAAGAGAUGGGCAAACGGGAAGUGGAGAGGCGGAGGGAGGGGCGGCGAGAGAGGUUGAAGGGGAGGUGGCGCGAGAGGCAUCUGGAGAGGUGGAGGAGGGGGUGGAGAGCGGUGUGGAGUGGUUGGAGAUGGAUGGGGAGGGGAUUGACGAUGACAUGCUUGCAGCCAUGCACCUGCAUGAACGCUUCCCUCGGCUAGUGGGUCUGAGUCUCUGGGGCAACCGCCUCACAGACGCUGCUCGAGUGGCCUCCCUGCUCUCCCCGCUCACCUCCCUGCGUGCGCUCUGGCUGAAUGACAACCCGUGUGCUGCCACCGAGUCCUCUGCUUCUGAUUUAAGAAACGCCCUCCUGAAAUCCCUCCCCAAUCUCAAGCUUUUCAACCGCCACUUUACCCGCCGCUAUUCCACGUGGGCGCUGCUCUUCGCUGCUGACGUGGCGGGCCCUCAUCGCGCCACCUUGGACGAUGAUAUGGCAGCUGCUGAGAUGGCGCGGUUGACUGAAGUUGACUUGUCUGACCGGGGAAUCGUGGAGCUAAAGCAAGAGGUCUUCUCUCCAUCGCUCCUCCCUGCCCUCGCCCACAUCAACCUCUCUCAGAACCCCCUUCCUCUCUCCCCCCUCGCCCCCAUCGACGCCUCUCGUGCCUCUGUGCUGCUGCCCCUCGCCUCGCUUCCCUCACUGCGCUCUCUGCAAUUAGACCUAGAAGGCCCUUUUCCCUUCGACCCAUACGAUGCAGCUUCCACUCUCCCCCGCCUCUCCUCCCUCAACGGCGGUUUGCUCUCCUCGUUCAUGCGGGGAGGUUCCUGGAUGUUUCCUCGCCUGCCAGCCUGGCAGCCCGGCACGCCAUUGGUGGAUCGAGUGCUGCAUGCCAUGUGGCGCCACGUGUGCAGCUACAAGCUCGCCACUGAGACACAGCUGGAUGAGAGUGCUGUGUGGUACAUAAUUGACGAGUUCGGCAGUGCCUUCCGUCACAGCGACCGCCCCAACUUCCGCUGUGCGCCCUUCCUCUUCCUUCCCCACGCCUCCUUUGCAUCCGCUGUCAGCUACUCGCUCGUGUGGCCAGCAGCAGCAGUGCAGCCGGGGCAGGAGUGCACGAGGGACUAUCUCGCCGGGGUGGGGGAGGAGCAGCAGCGCUCAGCCAAGCUGUCCGUGUGGUUUCACACGCCCUCAAGCGCCUUCCAGCAAGCCUACGAGCAGCGCAUGUGCAGGUUCGCAGCAGCAGCCGCAACGCACACAGAGGCAACCACUCGGCUUGCUUGCACGGAAUCCGACAAUAAAGAGGACACGGGAGGAGGAGGAGAGGCGGGUGGAGCAACAGACAAACCGGAGGAAGCAGACGAGCCAGAGAAGCCGGAAGUGGGGAAGCAAGUGUAUCGAGUGUUCACAGAUCUGCCCUAUGUCACUCACAACCUCUCUCGCCCCGAGUUCACAUUCGUGGACGCCCCCAGCGAGGCAGACAUCAUAUGGACGAGCACGCAGGUGGACGAUGCAUUCAGAGAGGCGGCUGGGCUGAAGGAGAGGAGGGAGAAGGGAGAGAGGGAGCCGUUGGUGAACCAGUUUCCGGGCGAGGAGUGCCUGGUGAUGAAGCACCACCUGGCCAAGACCGUGCAGCAGGCAUACGGCAACACGCGCCCCUGGUUACAGGACACGUACGAUAUGGAGUCAGAGCUGGCAGCGCUGAUAGGGUGCUUCCAGCAGAGGGAGGAGGCGGCCGCUGCUGCUGCAGGGAGGCGGGUGAUUGCCAGCUACGAGGGUCGUGAGGAGCCUCAGAAGAAUGAAGACCCGGAUCUGGACAACACGUGGAUCUUAAAGCCGUGGAAUCUCGCGCGCAGCAUGGAUGCAACGGUGUCGCGCCACCUGGCGCAGAUCGUACGGCUGGCAGAGAGCGGCCCCAAGGUGGCCCAGAAGUACAUCUCCCGCCCCGCGCUCUUCCACGGCCGCAAGUUCGACCUGCGCCUCCUGCUGCUGCUCAAGCGGCUGAGACCCUUGGAGGCUUAUUUGUCGGACGUGUUCUGGGCGCGAAUCGCCAACAAGGCAUACUCUCAAGCAGAGGACUCCCUGUCAGACUUCGAGACACACUUCACUGUCAUGAACUACAGCGGCCACAAGUACGAGCAUGUGCCCACGCAUGAGUUUGUGCAUGCAUUUGAGCAGGAGCACAAUGUGACGUGGCAGUCCAUUGACCAAUCAGUGCAGAGAAUGCUGCGGGAGCUCCUGGCUGCUGCUGUUACUGUUCAUCCAGAGAUGCAGCCAGAUGACGACACCUGUCGAGCAAUCUACGGUGUGGAUGUGAUGCUGGAUGAUCACUUCCAACCCAAGCUUCUGGAG
Messenger RNA from Closterium sp. Naga37s-1, 3078 nucleotides. Lineage: Eukaryota; Viridiplantae; Streptophyta; Zygnematophyceae; Desmidiales; Closteriaceae. The record is from the annotation of a GenBank genome assembly.